Hemibagrus wyckioides is the source of this 4094-nucleotide messenger RNA. RefSeq names its product transmembrane protein 65-like. Gene Ontology annotation, biological process: regulation of cardiac conduction; cardiac ventricle development. Lineage: Eukaryota; Metazoa; Chordata; Actinopteri; Siluriformes; Bagridae. The record is from RefSeq and is a predicted model, not a curated record. The transcript has 7 exons. Gene Ontology annotation, cellular component: mitochondrion. Bases 432 to 1115 code for a protein of 227 amino acids.
CUUUUUUUCUAUAGUGUACUGUAACAUGGACUGUAAACGUCACGAGAGUGUCGUCAUAGCUACGUAAGAGCUCGAGACAGCAAGCCGUAUUCCGACGGGAGAAUAUUUCUAGGGUGCGCGUGCGGCCGGAAUAAAACGAUUGUCUUGUUUUUGUUUUUGGCCAAAACGACAUGAUUGAGAGAUUCCGCAGUUUCGGACACUUUCUAACCGAUUAUAAUCGCCGGGCUUUUCGGAGAAGCGUGUUAAUAAAUCCGUUCAGUGGAUGUUCUGUGGACCGCGCUCGGAGUGUGUAACGGUGUUAACGGGACGCCUCUGGCUUCAGUGCACACUCACCGCGAGCGCGAGCUAGUCCCUUAGAGGCUUCUCUCCCUGCACCCCUCCUCUAGUCCGUCCGUGCCCCGUGCCUCUGAGCGCGCGCGCGUGCGAGAGCAAUGUUGCCGUGUUUGCGCAGAGUUCUACGGCCGGCGCUCGCGCUCCGCCCGCUCGUGCCUGUCUCUAACCUGGGCACGCACGCGCGCAAGGAGCCCGUGGAGCCGCUGAGCUCGCCGCAGGGAGCGCGAGACUUCAUCUACGGCCUCCAUCCUGCCGAGCGCUCGUGCCUUCUGCGGGAACUGCACCGGUUCGAGUCCAUCGCCAUUGCACAGGAACAAUUGGAAAUGGCUCCUCCGACCACCGCUCAGCUGAGAUACGUUCUGCUCCACAACGCCAUUCCCUUCAUCGGAUUCGGUUUCCUGGACAACGCCAUCAUGAUUGCUGCAGGCACGCAGAUCGAGCUGUCUAUAGGAGUGAUCCUGGGCAUCUCCACCAUGGCAGCUGCUGCUCUCGGAAACCUGGUGUCUGAUCUAGCUGGACUCGGUCUUGCAGGUUAUGUGGAAGCUCUGGCCUGUAGACUCGGCAUGCAGAUUCCAGAUCUGAGUCCUAAACAAGCCGACAUGUGGCAGACUCGAGUCAGCUCUCACACGGGAAAAGCCAUCGGAGUGGGAAUCGGCUGCAUCCUGGGAAUGUUUCCUCUCCUCUUCUAUAAAGAUGACGAGGAGAAGACUGAGGAUGGGGCCAAGGAUCCGUCUCCACCUCCACCUCCUCCUCCUCCUGACUCCGCCUCCAAGAGCGCAUGAUGGAGCACAAAGCUCCUCCUCCACGACUAAAGGAAAACAGACAGCUGAAACCCGGAGCCGAGCUGCACAUGGCAGCGCCUUUUCAUCGACACGUAUGCGCAUGGUUUUCUUUCACAGCAUCGUUGUGCUGAAGUGUUUCAGUGAGUUCCUGAAGUUCUUGAGAAACGAGAGCAUGAAGAGAACCUUCAACCAUUCCAACUGCAUUAUUUUUUAUUACUUCACACAAAUUUGUCUGUUUUUUUCUUUUUCUACAAUGCUAACGAUAGAAUUGGUGUAAAAAAAAAAAAAAUAACGAGAGCACUUCCUUUCCAUUUCACGCUUAAACAUAGAGCUAACAGGACGAUCAGGGCGAGAAACGACAGGAAGUCCGCUGAUUCGUCUGUUUUUUUUCUCGCGAACUGUUCAUUUUCCUUUUUUUUCCAUUGUUCUAAAAAAAGAUCCGGCACUAAUCUGGCUAACAAGAUUUUUUUUUAAUUAGCAUGAGCGCCUUUUUAUUAUUUUUUUAUUUAAUUUAAUUACAUUUUUUAUAUUAAUUUAAAGAAAUUCUCACUGAGCACAAAGGCUGAACGUUUUUUUCCCCAGAAUAUAUAAAAGAUGACUGUUGUGGUCGUGUAGAAGACGUCAGGCAUAAAUCCGACCAAAGACCAAAUCCUAAAAGGCAAUUUAUUUCUUCGUUAAUGUGAGGUUUUGUGAAUGGGGGAGGGGUCAGGAGAGGGGGAGGGGUCAGGGGUGUGUGAUAUUCUCAGUUAUUUAUUUAUAUUCCAUAUUUGCACGCUGCAUGAUGAUGUGAUCCAGAAAGCAGACACAUGUUUAAAAGCAGGAGUUCUUAUAAAGUCGCUGUGUUUUGAUUGAAGGAAAAAGAAGAACGUUUGUAUUUUAUGUGACAUGAAAUAACUUGGAUUUAAAGAAGAUUUAAAAUUAUAAUUUUUUUUUCAUUUUGUGUUUUAGCUUUAUUUAAUUAACAGCAUUAAUAUUUAAUUUUUUUUGUUCCACCAUUAUUAUGAAAUAUAUUUAAAUUGAAAUCUCAGAUUUCGCAAGAAGACGCUAGCUCUGGAUUUAACGUAUUUAACAUAAUUAGCUGCUUCCUCCAGCUGACGUCACUCUCACGUCCUCCAUCCUGACCUACAGGAAGUCAAUUAAAACAGAAACACGGGGCGUGGCUUUGAGUGAAAUCAUCUCAGCUUCCGUCAAACCAUGAAGGAUUUCAUUUCUGCAAUGUUGAAGGAUUGAAGUGGAGCAGAAUCCUCUGAUAAAAUCACAUCCUGUGGAGCAGAAACCUGGACGUUUAUACUCCGGGAAAUACUGGAUGACGUGGAGCCUGUUAGCUGCUGAAUCAGUUUACUGACCACCAUCAUCAUCAUCAUCGUCAUCAUUAUCAGUUUAAAUAACUCGUUGCAUCCUAGACACUGGAACACAGGACUAUAUGAGUGGUGUUGUUUGCUGGAGUGUGUUAUUUAUGAAUCAGGUUCAGGUUCACAGUGAAAUGACUUCCUCCCCGAGCCUCUAGGGGGCAGCCAUGAGGACUGAGAUGGAAAUGUGAGAGUCUGAACAAAACGCCACGUAUCCUCCUGUUAACACACAAUAACACACACACAUUAACCUAGCACGUCCCGAUUUAGCUGAAUGCGUCCUGAGGGGUCAAAGUGGGCGGAGCUUAAGAACAUUAGAAAUGUGAUCUGCUUGAUUUAGUGUUUAAAAUAUAAUUCUCUUCUGCACAGUGCAACACUUUCAACUUCCUUUAUCCUGGCUAACUUUAGCAUUGUGACUUCAGCUAGUUACAUUAGCUAAUUAACUACAUUUCUGUAAAUUAAAUCAGUACCAAAGUUUCUCAGCAAGCUAGCUAAUAAUCAGCUACGUUACUACUGUUAAUAAGCCAAAAGGGACUAUGGGAAAAAACGUUACACUAAAUGAACUGAUUAGCAAUGCUUAUUAGCCUUAGCUAACUAUUAGCUACCUGUUCACGUUGUGUUGGGAAGCUAAUCCUCACUCAUGCUAAUGCUAGGACUGUUACAAUCCAGCCUGAUCAAAGUCAAUUUAAGCCCCGCCCUCGUGAGCAGGAUCAGGGAAUCCGUAUGCGCACUACAUAGACACUUCAUAUCCACUACAUAACACGCUUCUGCCUUAAUGUAGAGGCCACGUGAGGAGAAAGCCUCCACACACACCCCAUGGCAUCAGCGCACUGUUAGCAUGUUAGAAACACACUCGUGACCCUGCAAAGCCCUUUUCAGUUCCGUUAUCACAACCCCACAACAACCAGCUACACAACUACACUCGAGGCUAAAAGGCUAGCUGUGGCUAAACCUGGAAAAGGUUUAAUUUUUUUCCAAAAAGGGUUUUUUUUCGGUAUGUAGUUUAAAAUGCCUGUUUAAAAAAAAUUAAAAGCUAAACUUUUUUACCAGAGGAAUUAAAAUCAGACCGCAAGCUAAUUAGCGAGUAUUUCUAAAACUCAGACAUAUCAGACGAUUAAAUUGUUAAAAUAAAUGGGUUAUUAUGAGAUGUAAAACUUUAUGGGCGUGGCUUUGAGGUAACGGAGCUGAAAGAGAAUGCAGCAGCUUUGUUUCUGGAAGUUUCUGCAGGACGUUUCUACGCUCCGUUAAAUCUGCAUGUGGUUUUAUUUUGCCGUUUGAUUUGGAAUGAUUUGUUCCUGUGUUGUUUUUGUGAUGAUGAUAUAAAGGGAUCGAAACCGCCGGGAGUUUGCAAUGACGUGUUGUCGUGGAAUGGCGUAACCAUGGCAACCCCAUGUCUCUCCUUUGAGAGACGGACCGAAGGUGAACAGGAUUUCACUGACCUCUGUGAUGUGAUGUUACACUGGAGCAAAGGAGGAAGCACAAGCGUGGAGAAGUGUGUGUGUGUGUGUGUGUGUGUGUUGAUUAGAGAUUUAAUCAUUAGCUUGUAGUGACUAUGCAUUAACGGUGAAGAACACCACAGAAUGUUUUUAUACCUGCAUGCUGACUUAUUUAUUAAACUUCUGAAAGGAGA